AUGACAGCAACCAUUAAAUGUGUAGCUGCCUCCGACUCCGACAUAAACCGGUUUGAUGCGGAGAAUCAUAUGUUUAGAAAGACAGACAACACCGGUAGAGACAGACAACACCGGAGAGAGAGAGACAACACCGGAGAGAGAGACAACACCGGAGAGACAGACAAGACCGGAGAGACAGACAAGACCGGAGAGACAGACAACACGGAGCGACAGACAACACCGGAGAGAGAGACAAACACCGGAGAUAGAGACAACACCGGAGAGACAGACACCGGAGAGACAGACACCGGAGAGACAGACAACACCGGAGAGACAGACACCGGAGAGACAACAAACACCGGAGAGACAGACAACACCGGAGAGACAGACAACACCGGAGAGACAGACACCGGAGAGACAGACAAACACCGGAGAGACAGACAACACCGGAGAGACAGACAACAGGCGGAGACACAGACAACACCGGAGAGAGAGACAACACCGGAGAGACAGACAACACCGGAGAGACAGACAAACACCGGAGAGACAGACAGCGGAGAGACAGACAGCGGAGAGACAGACAACACCGGAGAGACAGACAGCGGAGAGACAGACAACACCCGGAGAGACAGACAACACCGGAGAGAGAGACAACACCGGAGAGACGGACAACACCGGAGAGAGAGACAACACCGGAGAGACAGACAACACCGGAGAGACACACAACACCGGAGAGAGAGACAACACCGAGAGAGAGCAGAGAAAGAGGAGACAGAACGGAGAAGAGAGCAUCAGACAACACGGAGAGAGAGACAACACGAGAGACAGAAAACCGAGAGACAGACAAACACGGAGAGAGAGAACACAGAGACAAACCGAGAGACAACACGGAAAAACACAAUAGAAAAAAACACCGGAGAACAACAAACCGAGAAAACACCGAAGAAAAAAACAACACCGGAAAGACAAAGGAGAGCGCAACAGAAAAAAAAGGGAGAAAACAACACCGAAAAACAGACAGAGAGACAGAACGGGGAAAGACAGACAAACAGGAGAAAACAAAAAAAACAACACGAGAAAAAAAGGACAAAGACAGGGAUAACAACAAACGGAGAGAAGACAAAACAGAAAAGAGAAAGAAAACCCGGAGAGAGAGACAAACAGCGGAGAAAGAACCGGAGAGAAAACAACACCGGAGAGAAGACACCGGAGGAGAGAACAGAAAGAAACCGGGAAGAGACAGACAAGACAGGAAGACAGACAAACCUGAGAGGCAAGACAAAUAAACCGAGAAAGAAAGGAAAGAGAGAGAAAAGAAGAGCAGAAAAAAACGGGAGAAAAAAAACAAAAAACACCGGAUAG
Molecule: messenger RNA, 1341 nt
Organism: Pecten maximus
Lineage: Eukaryota; Metazoa; Mollusca; Bivalvia; Pectinida; Pectinidae
Product: spore wall protein 2-like
Exons: 3
Coding region: 1-1341 (446 amino acids)
Source: RefSeq, a predicted model, not a curated record